This is a messenger RNA of Hibiscus syriacus, 1088 nucleotides long. Its product is annotated as heat stress transcription factor C-1-like. Gene Ontology annotation, biological process: regulation of transcription by RNA polymerase II. Gene Ontology annotation, cellular component: nucleus. Bases 90 to 1013 code for a protein of 307 amino acids. Lineage: Eukaryota; Viridiplantae; Streptophyta; Magnoliopsida; Malvales; Malvaceae. Gene Ontology annotation, molecular function: RNA polymerase II cis-regulatory region sequence-specific DNA binding; DNA-binding transcription factor activity. The record is from RefSeq and is a predicted model, not a curated record. The transcript is spliced from 2 exons.
UUCAUUUUUAUAUAUGAAGAAAAACAACCAAAGGUAAAAGGCGAGGGAAAAAAAAUUGAGAUUGUGCCUUUGGUCUUGCAUGUUUGAUUAUGGAGGGUAACGACGUUGCGCCGUUCGUGGCCAAAACUUAUCAGAUGGUUAAUGAUCCGAAGACAGACGGUCUUAUCACUUGGGGCAAAGCUAAUAACAGUUUCUUAGUCAUCGAUCCUUUGGACUUCUCCAACAAGAUCUUGCCUUUUUACUUCAAACAUAGCAAUUUUUCCAGCUUCGUUCGCCAGCUUAAUACUUAUGGUUUUCGGAAGGUGGAUCCAGAUAACUGGGAAUUUGCGAAUGAAUGUUUUCUUCGAGGCCAAAAGCAAUUGUUGAAGAACGUUGUGAGGAGAAAGCAUGGGAAAAAUAGAUGCACGCAAGUUAAAGCCGUGGAUUUUGAUGGAGAUGACGAUGUCUCCAUGGAAAUAGCGAGGCUGAAAGAGGAACAAAAGACGUUUGAAGAAGAGUUGCAAGGGAUGAACAGGCGCUUAGAGACGACGGAGAGACGCCCGCAACAAAUGGUAGUUUUUCUUCACAAGGUUGCCGAAGAUCCUGAAUUCCUUUCCCGUAUGAUGAUCGAAAAGGAAAUGAACGGACACCUCACGGCGGAGAAAAAGCGGCGGUUAAAGUUGACGCUUCCGCGGUCAUAUUAUUCUUCUUCUACUUCUUCUUAUUCAAGCGCCGCGGUUUCAAGUAAUUCGGGGAAAUCUGAAGAUGAAGGAUGGCAUCCUGAAUUCAUUUCGUCAUCGCUAUCUCCAUUAACGUCGCCUGAGGAUUGCGCUACUGUAAUGAGCCAGUGGCCGGUGCUGGCACCGCUGGUGAUUGAAAACGGCAUGGCGAUGUCUUCGUCUGAGAUGAGUAGUAUAGCAGGGUAUGGUGAUAAGAAUGGGCCAUUGGGUUAUUUAGGAGAAAUGACGGCGGCAGGGGUGGAGGCGCGUGUACCACCGCCUUAUCCAUUUUCCCUAUUUGGGGGUGGCUUUUAAGUUUGUUUCUUCACGUGAAAUAUCUUGGAUUCCACCUUUCUUAUUGAUUUUUCUUUUUAGUUUUAGAUUUUCAGC